GCUGCUGCUGCUGCUGUGCUGGAGGAUGAAUAGUACAUCAAUAUGUAGAGAGCGUACUUCUGUACUUCGUAGAAUAGGAUGUAUCUCAAUCGGAGUAUCCGAAUCCAGACUGAGUGUUCGAACAUGUUUAUUCUCCAUCAGAUCUGCCGGUGACAGCGCCUGGACCCUGAUGUCAUUCCCAGCUCUUCUCUAACCAACCAAUACUCCUCACCACUCGACUCUAUACUCUUCUCUUUCACUCUACCCCUGUACACCUUCACAGACAUUCAAUGCUAUUCCAAAUGUCAAACCAAUCCCCCCAAAGAAUCAUUGGAAUCAGUCCCAUCCCCCAUUUACCAUCUCCUGAGCGCAACUCCGAGAAAACAAAACAAAAGAAUAACCGCGGCGAUCGGCUUUCCAUCGGCUCUCCCCCACCACCAAAAAGAUGGACUGACUGAUUAUUCAUUCCUGCUCAUUUCUUUUUCACAUGAAGACCAAAAAAAAACCAUCCCUGACUAGACUACAUCCUCAGCUCUCCAUCGUCAACCCCCAUCUGAUCUAAUUCCACCUGUCAGACCCUUUCCCCCCUGCAUCUCUGAAAAAAAGAACAGCACAGGAUCUCAUCUGCGCGCCGAUGCAAUCCGUCUCCGCCCGCCGCAAUCCAGCAACUUGAGCCCGCCGCAUCAUUUCCCCUCUUCCCCCCCAAUCUCCCCCCUCGGCUAUUGGGAUCAUCAGUCAUGGCCUCCUCCUCAUCGGCUCCCUCCGCCAACAUUGGCGCAACCCCCCAGCCUGAGAAACCUGCUGUUUCCACACAGACACCCGAAGAAACGGUUUCUGCGGAUGACAAGAAGCCCGCCACGACGACUGCCCCGAAUGCCCCCUCCGCAGAGAACCCCGCGCAACAACAGCGCACUAACAACAACGACGAUGACGAUGAUGAUGAUGAUGACGACGAAUCAGAAUUUGAUGAAUUAGAUGAGGUCCUCGACGACUUCAAACCCAAACCAUCCCCCGCCCCCGCUAAACCCGAUGCCGCGCAACCGUCAGCCCCCGAUGACUUCGACGAGGAGGCCUUCCUCCGCCAACUCGAACAAGAUAUGGCGAAUAUGAUGGGUGGUAUCGGUGGCGGCGCCAGCAACGACGCGGCUGCGGCUGCGGCUGGCGCCACCGAUAGCAACGACGGCACGCUCGACAAAGACGCCGAGGCAUUCGCCAAGAUCCUCGAGCAAAGCGGCGUCUCACCCUCGGACUUCCUGAAACAGCUCGUCGGAGACGUCAUGAUGAAAGGCGAUGACGAUAACAGCACUACGGCCGCCACGGCGGGCUCUUCAGCAGCACCAGCAGCAUCAUCAACAACACCAUCAACCAGCGGCGGUGGAACCGCCACCACCGCAGCACCCGAAACCUUCAACGACACCAUCCAGCGCACAAUCGAACGGAUGAAAGAAUCCGGCGACAAAGCCACGGCAGCAGCCUCGGAGGACGACAUGUCGGAUGAUCUGGUAGCGCAGCUCAUCAAGGCGAUCGAGGCGGGGGCAUCGUCAGGCGAAGGUGGUGACGAGGGGGAUCUGACGAAGAUGUUCAUGGGCAUGAUGGAACAAUUGUCGAACAAAGAGAUAUUGUAUGAGCCGAUUAAGGAACUUGAUACGAAGUUCGGGCCUUGGAUCAAGGAGAACAAGGGCAAGGGGAAGGUGUCGGAGGAGGAUAUGGCGAGGUAUGAGAGACAGGCGGGCGUUGUCAGGCAGAUUGUGAGUAAGUUUGAGGAGAAGGGGUAUUCGGAUGAGGAUCCGAAGUGUAGGGAGUAUGUGUGGGAGAAGAUGCAGGAGAUGCAAGCGGCGGGCAACCCGCCUGAUGAGCUGAUUUCUGCUCCUUGGAUGGAGGAUCUUAAGGGUCCCGGUGGUGGUGCUGGCGCGGGUGGUGUCCCUGAUUGUCCGCAGCAAUGAUAUGAGUACUAGAAUACUAGUAAUACGAUAUAUACACUGGCUGAGAGCCAGGAUUCCAGUUC
Molecule: messenger RNA, 1984 nt
Organism: Aspergillus welwitschiae
Lineage: Eukaryota; Fungi; Ascomycota; Eurotiomycetes; Eurotiales; Aspergillaceae
Gene: pex19
Product: putative peroxisomal membrane protein receptor Pex19
Exons: 3
Coding region: 717-1922 (401 amino acids)
Biological process (GO): protein import into peroxisome membrane
Cellular component (GO): peroxisome; peroxisomal membrane
Source: RefSeq, a predicted model, not a curated record